UUGGCGCUGCGUGCUGCUCUGCGCGUGGCCGUCUAGUUCUGAGGCGCGUGAAUGCACGAGUACACAGGCAUUAUCUACAUUUCCAGUUUCAUCGUCAAUUUACAGAAUGCGGAGGUGAAAACGGACGGUCUCGCCGAUCGAGGGACACAUCCUUGACGGUAUACACUGGUAUUAUACCAGUUAGUAUUGCUUUUUUAUCAUCUGAAAGCUGUUCCUGGGCGAGAAUCACGCAUGCAUUCAAACAGAGGAUUAUCGCGGAGGAGCUGCCUCGAAACCAUGAGCUGCAGUUGGGGGACGGAGCUGUGGGAUCAGUUUGAUAAUCUGGAGAAACACACUCAAUGGGGCAUUGAGUUUUUGGAGCGAUACACCAAGUUUGUGAAGGAACGGUCUGAGAUCGAACUGAGCUAUGCUAAACAGAUCCGGAAUCUGUCUAAGAAGUAUCAGCUCAAGAAGAACUCCAAAGAAGAGGAGGAAUACAAGUACACAACAUGUCGAGCGUUUCUGAUGACCUUAAAUGAGUUGAACGACUACGCAGGCCAACAUGAAGUUAUUGCAGAAAACCUGUCCUCCCAGAUCAUCGCCGAACUGAGCCGCUACACCCAAGAACUAAAGGCUGAACGCAAAUCGCAUUUCCAUGAUGGCCGCCGAGCACAGCAGCACAUUGAGAAUUCCUGGAAGCAGCUGGAAUCGAGUAAGAGAAGAUUUGAGAGAGACUGUAAGGAAGCAGAUCGCGCCCAGCAUUACUUUGACAAGAUGGACGCUGACAUUAACGUUACUAAAGCAGAUGUGGAAAAGGCGAAACAGCAAGCUCAGAUGAGGCAUCAGAUAGCAGAGGACAGUAAAAACGAGUACCUGACCUACCUGCAGAAAUUCAACAAGGACCAACAUGAACACUACUACACACUCAUACCACACAUCUUUCAGAGGAUACAGGAGAUGGAGGAGCGGCGGGUGGGCCGGGUGAGAGAGAGCAUGCGUGUUUACACCGAGGUGGAGCGGAAAGUUCUACCCAUCGUCAGCAAGUGUCUGGACGGCAUGACCAAGGCAGCCGAAUCAGUCGAGCCUAAAAUGGACAGUAAACAAGUCGUAGAAUCAUACAAGUCUGGCUUCGAGCCGCCGGGUGACGUGGAGUUCGAGGACUACAGCGUGUCGAUGAAGAGAGCGGUGUCUGAAUCCAGCUUUCUGAAUGCCCGCGGAGAGAGCAGACGCCGGAGCAGGAGCAAACUGUGGCCUUUACUCAAGAGAAAUAAGCUUAUGUCUUUGUUAGCAUCGCCCCGUCAACCUCCUCCCCCUCCCCCUACCUCCCCGUCCCCGGACGGCCUCCAGAACGGCCCCCAGUCUCCGCAGCAGCCCAAGGAGCCCCUGAGCCAGCGCCUCAAUGACUUCAUGGGCACCAAACACAAAAUGCACUGCCUGCGGAGCCUCAAACGCGGGCUUUCUCUAAAGCUGGGAACAGGCCAGGAAGACUACAGUCAUCUGCCGCCUGAGCAGAGGAGGAAGAAACUGCAAGCCAAACUCAAUGAUGUUAACAAGGACAUCCAGAAAGAGAUGGAUCAGAGGGACGCUCUGACUAAAAUGAAAGAUGUCUACAUUAAGAAUCCUCACUUGGGCGAUCCAGACAGUAUAGAUCCUCGGUUAGAAGAAAUCACUCAAAGCUUGGAGAAGUUGCAGUUUGAGGCACAUAAAUACGAGGGCUGGUUGACGGAGGUGGAGAGGAAGUUACUUGAAAAGGGAUCAGAGUCUCAGAGAAGACAGAGCAGCCAUUUUGACUCGCAGGGCAAUACACCUCUUACAAACAACUACGGUCAAAACCGAGAGAGUCCGGAUGGCAGCUACACGGAAGAUCCCAGCACAGAGAACACGAUGCAGUUCAAAUCCCGCAGUACUGAGUUUGAUGACGAGUUUGAUGAAGAGGAGCCUUUACCCACCAUUGGAACAUGCAAAGCACUUUAUCCAUUUGAAGGUCAGAAUGAAGGUACUAUAUCCAUGGCCGAGGGCGAGAUGCUGUAUGUAAUCGAGGAGGAUAAAGGGGACGGAUGGACCCGCGUGCGCAAAAAUGAGGACGAGGAGGGUUACGUGCCCACAUCCUACAUCAAACUCUUUUUGGACACCAAUGCCAAAGAUCCCUAAAAGUGUUUGGCUGGCACAGGAGUGGCAGGGCAAGCGUCCUUGCGUGAAACGUCCUAACUGUAGUCAGAGAGACGGGACUAACUGAAAGGAUAAUCCAUUUUUAACACAACGCCCUCUCGUCUGCCAUAGGAAACGCGAAAAAAGCGCUCUUUUUCAUGCCUAGCGUGGUGAUUAUUUGCAAAAAGCUUGCUUGUCGUAUGGACCUAGCAUAUUUAGCCGUGUGCCCGUAGCUGCUUGCCGUCAGAGCCGAGCCUUUAGGUUUGAGGCACAGAGUAAGUGCCGUCUACAUGUCUUGUUAUUGCCUGGCUUGCUUCAGAGCCAAGAGGAGUUUUGAUUUGGUUUGUUGAUUUGUUUUUUUCUCAUCAAGACAUUAGAACUAAUGAAUAUUUGUCAGUGCAGGCUGUUCAGUUAUGUGAAAAAUGUGGGGGAUAAAUGGGAGUUGUUUUAUACAUUAUAGGCUAAUACUGUUGUUGUUUUCAGUUGUUACAGUGUUUGCAAGGCGGCGCUGUAUUGAAGUCCUGCUUUUUUCUUUUUUGGCGCAGUUUAAUUUGAGUAAGGUCUCUUAAUUGAGAUUGUUCAUUUAUUUACCCUAGGAAAAGUAGAUUUUAAUGACUUUUUUCUUCAGUAGACUAUUAAAGUGGAUUUUUGUGCUGUACUUUUUUGAGAGUAAAAAAAUACAGGCAAAUCAAAAUGAAUAAUUGACUUCCAUGCUAGGAAAAACAAAUAGUAUAGAAGUCAAUGGUUACCGGUUUUCAACAUUUUUCUAACUAACUUAUUUUGAGCUCAACAGAAACUCAAAGAAGCUCACUAAAAAGCUGAAUUUUCAAUUGUGGGUGAACUAUCCCUUUAAAUUGACGUUUAGUGAGAGAAACUUACAAUUAUUUAUAACAUAAGACCUUAAUGAAUGGUCAGAAGGGAAACAUGAGGGAUUCAUUGUGUUUUUCUUGUAUUUAUUUAUUUAAACA
Messenger RNA from Danio aesculapii, 3095 nucleotides. It is a transcript of the gene fnbp1a, whose product is annotated as formin binding protein 1a. Gene Ontology annotation, biological process: signal transduction; endocytosis. Lineage: Eukaryota; Metazoa; Chordata; Actinopteri; Cypriniformes; Danionidae. The transcript is spliced from 17 exons. Gene Ontology annotation, molecular function: protein binding. The coding region runs from base 232 to 2130 and encodes 632 amino acids. The record is from RefSeq and is a predicted model, not a curated record.